Molecule: messenger RNA, 3609 nt
Organism: Epinephelus fuscoguttatus (brown-marbled grouper)
Lineage: Eukaryota; Metazoa; Chordata; Actinopteri; Perciformes; Serranidae
Exons: 6
Coding region: 212-1177 (321 amino acids)
Source: RefSeq, a predicted model, not a curated record
GAUUUAUUUAUUUUCUCAGGAGGAGCUAUUUAAUUCAAUUUCACAACCCGUCUGCCCAGUUGGAGAUUGUGCCACUUUGACCUGCAUGGUGUACUAUUAAAGCAUUUUAGGCUACACCUACUUGAGGCUGGCGCAUAUGCUGGCCAGCUGCUCAUCGGAUUCCUUUUCCAUUUACUGCUAACAGACUCCCACGGUCAGCACGGACUGUGCAAUGUUUUUGUUGGAUAUACUUUGCCACCCGGUGUGGGCAUUUACCACGGCGCUGCUGGCGCUCGUCGUGCGCUUUCAGCGCAGAGGGCGCUGGGAUCCACGAGCCUGCACCGUGCGGCUGACAGGCAAGACUGCUAUUGUGACAGGAGCCAACACAGGGAUUGGAAAGUUCAUUGCCUUGGACUUUGCACACCGUGGGGCUCGUGUUAUCCUGGCUUGUCGAAGCGAGGCCCGGGGAAAAGCAGCACUUCAAGAAAUCAGAGAGAAAACAGGAAAUUCCGACGUCCACCUGCGUCUGGUGGACGUGUCCUCCCUGGACUCUGUCAGGGAAUUUGCGAAGAGGAUUCUUGAAGAGGAGAAAGCUCUCCAUAUCCUUGUUAACAAUGCUGGAGUAUCAGGGUUACCCAGACAGAUAACCAAAGAUGGGUUUGAUACCACUUUUGCCACCAAUGUCCUGGGACCGUUUCUCCUCACAGCCCUGCUGCUGGACCUAAUAAAGCGUUCAGCUCCGGCACGCAUUGUCACCGUCUCCUCAGUCAACCAUAAGAAGGGUCAUGUGGACUUCUCUCACUUCCAUGGCGAGAACCUCACAUAUUACAUGGAUAUUGCCUAUAACCACACUAAGCUGCACAAUGUCAUCCUUACCAGCGAGCAAGCACGCAGGCUAGAAGGGACAGGCGUCACUGCAAACUCUGUCCACCCUGGUGUUGUCAUGACAGAAGUGAUAAGACACUAUCCAUGCAUAAUUCGUUGCAUUUUCAACCUCAUUGGAAUUUUCUUUUUCAAGUCUCCAGAGGAGGGUGCCGUCAGCUCAAUCUACUGUGCAGUAGCAGAGGAAAUGGAGGGGGUAACUGGGAAGUAUUGUGACAGCGACUGCUACCUGGUCCUCCCCGCCCCUUUAGCUCGAGAUGCUGCCCUUGCAGUCAAGGACUUUGAGGUCUGCGAGAGACUGACAUCAAAGCUUUGAAACAACUAUCAUGCAAAAGGAGGCCUGAUAACGGAGAAGGGGUCAAACUCCAGUGCACCUCCUGAGUGAGCCAUUGUGACAUAAUGUCAUAAAGUCUUAAAAAUCAACAGGUGAAGCUUCUGAAAACAUUUUCAUGGGUAGUUUGAAGGGACGUGACGUGUUUUUAAGAGAAGCACAAAUUAAUCAUGUCUUGUGUAUCUAUGAAAUAAUAAAGUUUUGUCACUUGUGUUGGUGUCACUUACUCUUAAAGGGGAACUAAUGUUUUUUUUCAACCUGGGCCCUAUUUUCCGAUCUACUUUUGUCUAAAUGAGUGAUAAGAUGUUCAAUAUGUGACAUUUCUCCAGAAGCUAGGGCUGACCUGCCUGCAGCCCGUGAACGCGCGCUAUAUUAAAUAAUAGGGCAAUCAGACAGCGUCAAACAACAUCAAAAUACGUCCACUAAAAGUGCAUUUUUUUCACACAGAUAGGCUCGGAUUGUUAGUAUAAUUAUCUGACAACAUAACGGAAAGGAGAAAUGAGCAUCUGUGUUUACCUUUAGCUGCAUUCGGACAUGUUCCUCUGCCUGUUGCUGCUCCCUGUCUCUCCUUGUCCGGCUCUGUGUCUGUGUACGUCCGUGUUCAAAUAAAUAAGGGCGGUCAUCAAAUUCAAAUGGCUCAUCCAGAUCCAGUUGGUCAAAAUCGGGUAAAAAUUCGGACAUGUUUGUUGUGGCAAGUCAAAACAUUCACUCACUCUGAAUCCAGCUAAAGGUAAACACAGCUUCAUACUGGAGAAAUGUCAAAUAUUGAACAUCCCAUCACUCAUUUAGACAAAAGUAGAUUGGAAAAUUCAAGUUCAAGUUCAAGUUCAAGUUUAUUUGUUCAGGGACAGUGCACAUUGAUGAACAUUGCUGUAAAUGUGCCAGUUUAUAGCUGAUUAGCUAAUUUUCAACUGCAGUCCCUGGGCAGAAUGUUAAUUGCCAAGUGUAAAAACAUGGAAGUACACAUAACACAAUAAUACAAUUACAAAAUACACAUUUCGAAUUUACAUUGCCAAGCACACAUGUCAAUACAGUCCGACUUAACGAGAUCUACUUAAUGGACACACUUCUGGUUAUUCUUUAACCAGUCUUUGAGCUUUCCUUUAAAAGCAUAAAAUGUAGGACAUUCCCUUAUUGUGGAGGGAAGACUGUUCCAAAUGUCCCCGCCUAGGACAGACAACACAUUUCUGCCAAAUGUGGUGCGUCUGUGAGGGAUCUCACAAAUAGGGCCCAGGUUGAAAAAAACAUUGGUUCCCCUUUAAUAUCAGCUGUCACUGGUUCUCUACCUGGGGGUCCCCACCACCACCAGGGGUUACCAAAGCUUCACAAGAGUCAUGAUUUUUUUUCUUGAUUUUCAGAGUUGUAACUUUAAUUUUUGUAAAUUAUACAGUAGGCCUAUAUCUCAGCAUUUCAUUCAUUUUUGUGAAGAAAACUAAAUGAAUUUGUUUAUUUUUAAAGUUUAUAUUAUUUUUCAGGAUAUAAACUCGGAAAAAAAUCUCACAAGAUAAGGGCACAGUAAAGGUUUGAACAUGAACUACAUUCAUAGAGCCUUCACUCUCUGCCAAACAGCCUCACUCAUCCUGCAAUAGACAAGGAAAACAACCGAAGAGCUAACAGAGCAAUGGUCAAGCGUCAGGGAGAACACACUGAAUUUGUCCAAAAAAAGAAGCCCAUUAAGUAUGUAUGAUUGUUAAAUAUUACAAACACAUAAUUCAGCAGAGAAUCAUGUACAAAUUUACAGAAUAUAUUAGGAAGAAAAAUUAGCUUUGAUACAGUAUUUACAGGAAAAAAUCAGCUUUAAAAUCAUCCAAAUCACUCACUUUACACAAACUUCCUGCAGUCUAGAUAUUAAUCCAGGGGGCGUCUGGCCUUCACUUGGAAAAUGUCACUUAAAUUGACAUGUACUGAACAGGAGACUCAAAAUGACCACAAAGAGACACACAAUAACUACAAAGAGACACUAAGGAACCACAAUGAGACAUAAAAUUACAACAAGGAUCCUGUGAGAUGAUGCAGCCCAUGGGCCCAUUGUCUUAUAAUCUGUACUGUACUGCUUUGUACUGUUAUUGUUAUGCAUUUAUAUAAUAACUUACAGUCACCUUGUGAAGGGUCUGCAGGUUACUCAAUGACAGAAAAUGGCUCCCUUAAGGAAAAAGGUUGGGAACCACUGGUCUAGGUAAUUUUCAUUUGUGAAAAUGGUGACUAUGUUUUCCUCUAUUCAAGGAAGUCAUGAGGCUGUGAUUGAGGUUAAGUGAAUGAGUGAAAUGAAACAGUUCCCUGAGACAUGCUGACACCAUGUGGCCAAUUCACGCUAACAUGCUUCUUCAAGAAAUCACAGCAGACGCUCCAGUAGGUUAAACAAUCACUUUCUUUUAUUGACUGAUUCAUUAAAACACAAUAAAACAUUUGAACAUUCA